Daphnia pulicaria is the source of this 1462-nucleotide messenger RNA. RefSeq names its product bestrophin-4-like. Bases 132 to 1268 code for a protein of 378 amino acids. Lineage: Eukaryota; Metazoa; Arthropoda; Branchiopoda; Diplostraca; Daphniidae. Gene Ontology annotation, molecular function: chloride channel activity. The record is from RefSeq and is a predicted model, not a curated record. The transcript has 11 exons.
AUAGCUGGCGCGCGGCGCCGACCCAGACUUCAGAAUUCUUGUUGUGUCAUUGACUCAUUGUGUGUUAUUCUUUCCCUUAUUACGGUCGGUGCUUUUGUAUUUAUUCCUCGUGAUGUUUAGUGAAAAGAUUUAUGAGUAGAUUUACACGAGGUCUAUCAAUUUCUGAUUUCCAGUCUCCUGCGGCAGCCGGCAAGCCUGCACGGACGAUUACGACGAUGAAUCCCAUGUUUGGAAAUCCGACGACUUCAAUUAAAACCUACAAGAAAUUCAUCGGCAAUGUGUCUAUUCUUCUGAAAUGGAAACGAAGUGUUUACAAAUUAUUAUGGAAGCACAUGGUGAUCUACGCAAUAGUAUACAUAUGGCUGAGCAUUCUCUACGGAUUCAUCCUCGACGAAUAUGGAAAAAUGAAUUUCAGGGUCCUUGCCGAACAUUGUUCCCGAUACAGCGGUAGUAUUAACCUUAUGGUAUUGCUUGGCUUCUUUACAUCAACAGCCAUGCAACGAUUAUACUCGAUGCAAACACCCGAAACAGACCAAUCAAUUACCGUAUUCAUAUUUUCACUGAAGCCAGAUCUACCUGAAGGGCCUGUGAUUAUCGAUCUAUUUGUACGAUGGCAAUUGCUUGCUUUGUUAUUUUCAUUUUGUCUGGUGUCUCAUCCUAUACGAAAAAUCUAUCCAAAUCUUUCGUCCUUACAAACUGCAGGAUUACUAACUCAAGACGAAAGGCAGAUCAUAGAAGACUCUCUUUUGACUAACAAGAACACGUCCUGCGAUCUCAUUGUUAUCGAUUGGAUUUUGUUGCUUUUGAAGGAAACGUUCAUGAAAAAACGAUUUUUCAGCGAAGGUAACUACUUAAAGAACGUGGACGCAAUUACUGCGUUCAAAAAGAGCUGUAAGAACAUGACAAAAUUUUCAGCGCAAAACCUCUCUCCAGCUCUGGUUCAGGCGGUUACUCUAGCAGUAUACUGUUUUGGCUGUGUUACUAUCAUGGCUCGAACUUUUGCCAAAGAAGAAGCACCAGUUGCUAUCGCUAUGAUUGCCUACAUUCCAGUACUGCCGGCUAUGCAGUUUUUUAUUUACUUUGCCUGGCUCUGUUUUGGAAAAGCUGCGCUGGAUCCAUUUGGAGAAGAUGAGGACGAUAUCAAUGUUAAGCAUCUUGCACAGUCACACGUGGAGAAUUCCACAAGGUUGAAAUUACUCUACAAUUUACAUUUGGCGAAUGUGUUUCCUGACUUGCCUCAGAAGUACUACGAAUCGGUUCCGCUGUAAAAACACUUCGACGAUUGCUGUAUUUUAAUCAAUUUCUUUCCACCGCACAAAUCGAAGAGAUCAGAAAUGUCAAAUGUGUACCAAAUAAAAUUAGUAUUCCAAAUUUGAAUGUCAGAUGUGUCCGAAGAUUCCUAUCGACACAGUUGUUUAAAUUGCGUGCUCUUUUGGUAAAUAUAUCAGAUCCAACAACUUAA